Molecule: messenger RNA, 2536 nt
Organism: Eruca vesicaria subsp. sativa (arugula)
Lineage: Eukaryota; Viridiplantae; Streptophyta; Magnoliopsida; Brassicales; Brassicaceae
Source: the annotation of a GenBank genome assembly
AGAAAAGUUAAUUUCUCUAAACGUUACUCUCUGUUGGUUUUUUGAACACUGACACAUUAGGCAUAGAACCAUGAAGAUGAAGUCAUCGUCUUCUUCGCUCUCACUCGGCUCAAAGACUCAUACUUUCGGCUGUAUCUCUCUGUUUCUUCAGAAACUUCUCUGUUCCGGUGCCUCUUCUACGUACCCGUCUGAUCAAAUCACUGAACCUGGUUUCGAGUCUCCUGCUUUCUCGUCUGAACCAGAUAGAGUCAGAGGAGGUGAGCCAGGAGCUGUGGCGAGGCUCAUGGGUUUGGAUUCUAUUCCUAUAACUGACAAACCCAGAGUUCUCUCAAGGAGCCGAUCGGUGAAUUCUGAUGAUUAUGUCAAGAGGGAUGAUGAUGAUGCGAUUCAAGGAAAGCAUAGAAGAGUCAAGUCCACUAUGGAUUAUGUUGAGUUUGAAGAUGACAAUUUCUUCAUUCUUAGUUUCGAGAAGGAUAGGAAUGAUAAGGUUCUUGGAGAGCUGAAGCAGCUGGGAACAAGAAAAUGUAAGAAGAGACGAGAAACUAGAGAGAAUCAAACACGCAUAGAGGGUAAAGAGAACGAUAUCAUUGCCGUGAACGUUUCACCAGGAUGCAAGAGGCUUGAGACAGGAGAACUGAAGCAGCGUAGGAAGGAGAAACGUAAAAACAUGAGAAAAAGAAGAGAGAUUGAGUUGAGACAGAACAUCAAGAACUAUGGUUGUUGGUCAAGAGAUGGAGAUUUAGCCAACUGUGAAGUGAAAUCAAUGAAGGAGGAAGAAGAGUGUAUAAGCUGUGAUGACUCGAGCCCUGUCUCGGUUCUUGAUUAUGAUCGAGUAACUCCGGAACCAGAGACCACUUCAAGAAGACAGUUAUCUUCAGUACUCGAAUCUAGUAAGAGCAAUGAAACAGUUCAAGAAGAUCACAGCUCAAGAGAGUCUGAAAUCCCAGUUCAUGGCAACCAAGAGAUGUGGCUCAAGAUUUGUAGACUCACUUUAUCUGAGCUUGAAGAGUCAAAUUGGGUUUACAGAAAAGCUUCAAAGCUCGAAGAAGAUUUGGAAGGAAACAUAAGAGAAGAUAUAGCCUCAAACAUCUUAGAUCAACUCUUAGAAGAAACCAUUACAACACUUUCCCUAACUUCACUAGUGUAAAGUUAUUUUCUAUCUUAUUCAAUAACAUUAAAUACUUAACAUGUUUGCUUUCAUCAAACACAACUCUCAGUAAACAUUAUAUUAUAAAGGAAAUUGAUUAAUAAUAUGAAAAGAAUCAAGGAAGUGAGGUGAUUUAAGGUUUCUCUUUUGGUUUUGAAACCUUAAUCAACCUCUGUUUUUUCUAUAGAAACAGAGAGAGACAAACAAACUCUCUUUUAGUCCCCAAGAAUUUUUUUUAUUCUUAUUCUAAAGAAAGAAAGAAAGAAACAUUUAAAACAACAAAUGUAAUAAGAUUAGCAACGACCUCUUAAGACUCUUUCUCUUCUGCUUCUUGUUAAUGAUGAUGUUUCAAAACUUUGAUAUCAAGCAACGGUCUGUUCUGUCUCCAUGUAUGACUGCUCCAUCCAAACCGGAGCUACCCUCGUCUCCUGUGGCUCUUUCACCAACGGCUCCACCCAAGAGACAUCUGGUUCCUCUAGCUCGGCUCCUUCCAUAUGCAUUCUUGAUUCAAUGCUACCAGCUCUGAGACGGAAAGAAGUAGAGUUCCUAAGCUCUUGUAACUCAUCUCCAUUGACACUCCAGUCAAGUUUUCCAUCCAACGAGCCCCAAUCAUCCAGACAAGUAGGAGUCACGGGAUGGUGUUGACUGUUGCGUUCUAUGAAGCUCUGGCUUCUCUGUUUAGCAAAUGCAGCCGCUCUUGAAUCCAUUGAGAACUGAUAAUUAGCUCCCACAGGUGAUGACGAGAGACUGUUAGCCCCGAACAUAUCACUUAAGCUAUGAACCGGGCUUAUUCCUCCACUCGCAAGCCUGUUCAUACCAUUUCCAGAGAAAGGAGGUGAAGCAGCUGUGUUGUUGUUGUUGUUGUUGUUAUUCCAUCUACCUGGAGAAGAAAGGCUUUUAUGAAUCUCCUCAGAGAAAUUGAUCUCUCUGGCGUUCAACGCGGACUUGAGCCUGCUCCGUGGAAGAUGCAACGUAGGAGGGGAAGCGAUAGGCCAGUUCAUCCACGGCUUCCCGCUACCUAUAGGAGAAGGGACACCGUUAGGACUCAAAGGAGGUGUGGUUAGUACAACACCGUUAGGACUCAACGGAGGAAGUGGACUUAUCGGUCCCAUGUCAGAAGAGAAGGAAGACCGUGGAGAAGGAACACCAGAGCCUGUUGAAGGAUACAAAGGACGUAGCUCAUCAGGUUUGUGCGCAAAGAAACAAACUCUUCUCGAGCAAUUCGUCUCGUCCUUGCAGAGACGUGUCCUGUACUGAGCAGGGUGAAGCCAGCACUCGAAGAUACCGUGUGCAUACUCGCAAGAAUCGCCUCUAGAGCAAGAACCUUUACGGAACUCGGGGCAAGGGACACAGCUGUAAUGAUACUUACGAGGAUCACGCCUCCUCGCG